Pollicipes pollicipes is the source of this 4129-nucleotide messenger RNA. RefSeq names its product DNA-directed RNA polymerase II subunit RPB2. NCBI's taxonomy places the organism in Eukaryota, Metazoa, Arthropoda, Thecostraca, Pollicipedomorpha, Pollicipedidae. The record is from RefSeq and is a predicted model, not a curated record. Bases 150 to 3680 code for a protein of 1176 amino acids. Gene Ontology annotation, molecular function: DNA-directed RNA polymerase activity; DNA binding; ribonucleoside binding. The transcript has 22 exons. Gene Ontology annotation, biological process: DNA-templated transcription.
CGCCGGGGUUGGCGUGUUUUGGAGGGCCGGGGGAAGUGGGAAGGCGAUACUGUUGCUUAUCUAUUUGAUCCAAUUGCCUUGAUCUUGUUUUGUUCUUCGGAUCGAUAUUUGUGCCUGGCAUACAAACCAAGCAAGAAGCAGCCGCAAUCAUGUAUGAAGAGGAAGAUAUGUAUGAGGAUGAAGAGCAGGAGGAGAUCUCCUCGGAGCUCUGGCAGGAGGCCUGCUGGAUCGUCAUCAACUCCUACUUCGACGAGAAGGGCCUGGUCCGGCAGCAGCUGGACUCGUUCGACGAGUUCAUCCAGAUGUCGGUGCAGCGGAUCGUGGAGGACUCGCCGGCCAUCGACCUGCAGGCGGAGGCGCAGCACACCUCGGGCGAGAUCGAGACGCCGCCGCGCUACCUGCUGAAGUUCGAGCAGAUCUACCUCUCGAAGCCGACCCACUGGGAGACGGAUGGCGCGCCGAGCGCCAUGUUCCCGAACGAGGCGCGCCUGCGCAACCUGGUCUACUCGGCCCCGCUCUACGUGGACAUCACGAAGACGGUCAUCAAGGACGGCGAGCAGCCUGUUGUCACACAGGAGCAGAAGACCUUCAUCGGCAAGAUCCCCAUCAUGCUGCGCUCCACACACUGCCUGCUGUCGGGCCUGACGGACCGCGAUUUGACGCAGCUCAACGAGUGCCCGCUCGACCCGGGCGGCUACUUCAUCAUCAACGGCUCGGAGAAGGUUCUCAUCGCCCAAGAGAAAAUGGCGACCAACACGGUGUACGUGUUCAGCAUGAAGGAUGGCAAGUACGCGUUCAAGGCGGAGAUUCGCUCGGCGGUGGAGUACUCGUCUCGGCCCACCUCUACGCUGUGGGUCAACAUGCUGGCCAGGAGCGGACAGAACGUGAAGAAGUCUGCGAUCGGUCAGCGGAUCAUCGCCAUCUUGCCGUACAUCAAGCAGGAGAUCCCGAUCAUGAUCGUUUUCCGAGCGCUGGGCUUCGUCGCCGACCGGGACAUCCUCGAGCACAUCAUCUACGACUUCGACGACCCCGAGAUGAUGGAGAUGGUGAAGCCCUCGCUGGACGAGGCGUUCGUCAUCCAGGAGCAGAACGUGGCGCUCAAUUUCAUCGGCGCUCGCGGAGCCAAGCCGGGCGUGACGAAGGAGAAGCGCAUCAAGUACGCGCGCGAGAUCCUGCAGAAGGAGAUGCUGCCCCACGUCGGCGUGUCCGACUUCUGCGAGACCAAGAAGGCUUACUUCCUCGGGUACAUGGUGCACCGUCUGCUGAUGGCCUCGCUGAGCCGGCGCGAGCUGGACGACCGUGAUCACUACGGCAACAAGCGGCUGGACCUGGCCGGACCGCUGCUGGCCUUCCUCUUCAGGGGGCUGUUCAAGAACCUGCUGAAGGAGGUCCGCAUGUACGCCCAGAAAUUCAUCGACAACGGCAAAGACUUUGGCCUGCACCUGGCCGUCAAGACCUCCACCAUCACGGACGGCCUCAAGUACUCACUGGCCACCGGCAACUGGGGUGACCAGAAGAAGGCGCACCAGGCGCGCGCCGGCGUCUCCCAGGUGCUGAACCGGCUGACGUUCGCCUCGACGCUGUCCCACCUGCGACGGGUGAACUCGCCGAUCGGCCGCGACGGCAAGCUGGCUAAGCCGCGCCAGCUGCACAACACGCUCUGGGGCAUGAUCUGCCCGGCCGAGACGCCCGAGGGCGCCGCCGUCGGUCUGGUGAAGAACCUGGCGCUGAUGGCCUACAUCUCGGUCGGCUCGCAGCCGUCUCCCAUCCUCGAGUUCCUGGAGGAGUGGAGCAUGGAGAACCUGGAGGAGAUCGCGCCCAGCGCCAUCAUCGACGCCACCAAGAUCUUCGUGAACGGUUGCUGGGUGGGGAUCCACCGGGACCCGGAACAGCUGAUGACCACCCUGCGCAAGCUGCGCCGCCAGAUGGACAUCAUCGUGUCAGAGGUGUGCAUGGUGCGGGACAUCCGGGACAGGGAGAUCCGCAUCUACACGGACGCCGGCCGCAUCUGCCGGCCGUUGCUCAUCGUGGAGAAGGGCCAGCUGCUGCUGAAGAAGCGGCACAUCGACAUGCUGAAGGAGCGGGAGUAUAACAACUACAGCUGGCACGACCUGGUGGCCUCCGGCGUGGUGGAGUACAUCGACUGCCUGGAGGAGGAGACCACCAUGAUCGCCAUGACGCCGGACGACCUGAGCGGCGAGAAGGACAACGUCUACUGCACCACCUACACCCACUGCGAGAUCCACCCCGCCAUGAUCCUGGGCGUCUGCGCCUCCAUCAUCCCCUUCCCCGAUCACAACCAGAGCCCGAGGAACACGUACCAGAGCGCCAUGGGUAAGCAGGCCAUGGGCGUGUACAUCACCAACUACCACGUGCGCAUGGACACGCUGGCGCACGUGCUGUUCUACCCGCAAAAGCCGCUGGUGACCACGCGCAGCAUGGAGUACCUGCGCUUCCGCGAGCUGCCAGCCGGCAUCAACUCGAUCGUGGCGAUCGCCUGCUACACCGGCUACAACCAGGAGGACUCGGUGGUCAUGAACGCCUCGGCCGUGGAGCGCGGCUUCUUCCGCUCCUGCUUCUACCGCAGCUACAAGGACGCCGAGACGAAGAAGAUCGGAGACCAGGAGGAGACGUUCGAGCGGCCGUCGCGCGACACGUGUCAGGGCAUGCGCAACGCCAUCUACGAGAAGCUAGACGAUGACGGCAUCGUGGCGCCGGGCGUGCGCGUCUCCGGCGAUGACGUCAUCAUCGGCAAGACAAUCGUGCUGCCCGAGAAUGACGACGAGCUGGAGGGAUCGGCCAAGCGGUUCACCAAGCGAGACGCCUCCACCUUCCUCCGCAACUCGGAGACGGGCAUCGUCGACCAGGUGAUGCUGACGCUCAACAACGACGGCUACAAGUUCACCAAGAUUCGCGUGCGCUCCAUUCGGAUCCCACAGAUCGGCGACAAGUUCGCCUCCCGGCACGGGCAGAAGGGUACGUGCGGUAUCCAGUUCCGGCAGGAGGACAUGCUGUUUACGUCUGAGGGCAUCACGCCCGACAUCAUCAUCAACCCGCACGCCAUCCCCUCUCGGAUGACCAUCGGCCAUCUGAUCGAGUGCCUCCAGGGCAAGGUCUCGGCGAACAAGGGCGAAAUCGGCGACGCCACGCCUUUUAACGACGCCGUCAACGUGCAGAAGGUGUCGGAGCUGCUCAAAGACUACGGAUACCACCUGCGAGGCAACGAGAUCAUGUACUGCGGCCACACGGGUCGCAAGAUGCAGGCGCAGAUCUUCCUCGGGCCCACCUACUACCAGCGUCUGAAGCAUAUGGUGGACGACAAGAUCCACUCUCGGGCGCGCGGGCCCGUUCAGAUCCUGGUGCGCCAGCCGAUGGAGGGCCGCGCCAGGGACGGCGGGCUCCGGUUCGGUGAGAUGGAGCGCGACUGUCAGAUCGCGCACGGCGCCGCCCAGUUCCUGCGCGAGCGCCUGUUCGAGGUCAGCGACCCGUACCGCGUGCACGUCUGCAACUUCUGCGGCGUCAUCUGCAUUGCCAACCUUCGCAACAACACGUUCGAGUGCAAGGGCUGCAAGAACAAGACUCAGAUCUCGCAGGUGCGCAUCCCGUACGCGUGCAAGCUGCUGUUCCAGGAGCUCAUGUCGAUGAACAUCGCGCCGCGCAUGAUGGUGCUCAACAGCUGAGUGGCCGGCCGUCGCUGGUGGUCCGUGCGGAGCGGCCGGCGCGGCGGGCGGCUGACCCCUGCCCCCCGGCCGGGCGGCUGCAGCGCCGGGGUCAGGGUCCGCCCGUCGGCUGAUAGAUCGCGGCGCAGGGUGGACGCCGGACGGCUGUCCCACGGCGGGUCAGGCCGCUGUCCCGCCCGGCCCGCGUGCUGGUCGGAGCGAGGCCGGCGGCGGGGAGGGUCGCUCGGCGGAGUGAAGACGUCGGGAGUGGCAGAGGGCCGGCUCCCCUGAGCUCUGUGAUUGUGACGGGAGCAGAGAGUGCAUGUUUUGCGCGCGCAAUGGUGGAGUGCUGUUCGCUGGACAUAUCGGAACUAUCCAUUCUCCUUCCGGGAUGGUCUUAACGCCACGUCAUCGCUCUGUUCAUCAUUAUCAUCGCCAAAUCGGUUCGCAAUACACGGUUUGGCAAGCAG